CGGGAUUCGGACUUAGAAUGAAUAAUUUAUUAGUUAGGCAACUUGUCAGCAUCUGGCCAGUGACUGGCCAGUGGCUGCGCUCUUGCCAACUUUGAACCUUCCUACUGAACCUAGCUCCAAGCCUUCGCUGACCUGCUCUCCCACGCACCUUUUUCUUCUUCUCCCUCCCCACGAUUCACUCUUUGCAUGUCCAACUCCACACAUGUCACAGGCACUCACCGACAAUGCUUUGAACACAAUGGACCUCAGUAAUCAAUCCCCCGUCGGCCUCGCGUAGGUUCCCGACGACCCCCCGCGCCAUCGUCACCUUGGUUGUGUGAACAGUGAUCGUCCUCGAGACUGGGAAUCGACAGCUCAUCCCCCGCAUACAUCUAUUUGCGCGGCUGUCCAAACGGUACUCAGCCUCAUUGCGGCCUUGAGUUUUCGCUACAUACGAAAUGCGGCGUACCAGCACGAUUGAGCCCUUGUGGUCGCGUGCCUCGUCGCUGGAUACCAUGACGCGCGAGCUCAUCGACGCCGAGGAAGGCUGUCGCCACAGAGACAACUCCAACUCGUCCAGUUCUGGCUCGCUGUCGAGCGGCGAAAAUGGCAGUGAUUGGGUGGAAAAGGCGACGUACGCUACCGAUUCGUCCUCUGAAUCGCUUGUCAACUUUGGCGUCGUCGCGCCUGGUCUGUACCGCUCUGGCUACCCGUGCUCCCAGCACUUUCCUUACAUGAGCAACCUCCGCCUCAAAACCAUUGUUACUCUGGUAGUCAACGAUGAGCCGGAUGAGGCAUUGGAGAGUUUCAUUAGCGACGCCAACAUCAGGCAAGUCUUCUUUGCCAUCAAGGGCACCAAAAAGGAGGCCAUUCCGGAUGCUGUCAUGUCAGACAUCCUUGGUGUUGUGUUGGAACCGAGUAAUUACCCACUCCUGGUCCACUGCAACAAGGGGAAACACCGCACCGGCUGCGUCGUCGCGGCAGUCCGCAAGGCAAACGGGUGGCACAGCAGCAGAGCUCUGGCCGAGUACCGAUCCUUUGCGGAGCCAAAGGUGCGCGACGCCGAUGUCGACUACAUCACCAACUUUGACCACGUCGCCAUGGGGAUUGCGGUCCCAACGCCCUCUAUCCUCGGCGGACCCUCGUAUCAGAUGGGAAGCCGCACACCACUUUCUGACAUUGUCUCUUCCUUGUCGAAUUGGAAGUGGGGGGAACGCUCAACGCUUAGGAGAUCACCACAGACCAACGGAUGGUAUGUGGCCAUGCUAAGUUCGGCAUCCAUAUGCGCAUUGGUCAUAUGGUUUCUACAUGGUCGAUAGAGCCACGCCCGCACGGCGAUGAGGAAUCACGAGAGGACUUGUACACCAACAUUUUCUAUGUCAAAUGGUAAUGGCAAUCAAGGGCCGGAACAACGAGGCGGGUCAAGUGCUGACACUGCUUUCGAUUGGCGUAUCAGGGAAGCAGAUGGCGGGUGAGCCACUUUGAGACUGGUUCGCAUCACUGCUUGAUUUUACGGCGUUAAGGAACUACUAGCGACGCUUAGCAAUAGAGUAUAACUUUGUAUAGGGCAAUGCAAAUU
Molecule: messenger RNA, 1558 nt
Organism: Emericellopsis atlantica
Lineage: Eukaryota; Fungi; Ascomycota; Sordariomycetes; Hypocreales; Bionectriaceae
Product: tyrosine phosphatase family-domain-containing protein
Exons: 2
Coding region: 438-1298 (286 amino acids)
Biological process (GO): dephosphorylation
Cellular component (GO): cytoplasm
Molecular function (GO): phosphatase activity; inositol diphosphate tetrakisphosphate diphosphatase activity
Source: RefSeq, a predicted model, not a curated record